This is a messenger RNA of Ostrinia furnacalis (Asian corn borer), 1019 nucleotides long. Its product is annotated as protein BCCIP homolog. Gene Ontology annotation, cellular component: nucleus. The record is from RefSeq and is a predicted model, not a curated record. NCBI's taxonomy places the organism in Eukaryota, Metazoa, Arthropoda, Insecta, Lepidoptera, Crambidae. The transcript has 7 exons. Bases 54 to 923 code for a protein of 289 amino acids.
CAAAUUUUAUUUGCGAGUGCGUUGUUGUUGCGGCUUGUGCAAUAAAUUAAAUUAUGAUGUCCAACAAGAGGAACAAGGAUAUUGAGCAGGUUGAGAGCGAAAGUGAGGAGGAGCAGGACUCCGGCAGCGAGAAGGAUUCAGACUUUGAUUCUGAUGGAAACUACAUCGGCGACAAGGAGUUGCAAGCUGACUUUGAAGGCCGCAAUCCAGAAGAUUGUGAUUUCCAUGGCAUCAAGCAACUGUUGCGCCAACUCUUCCUGAAAUCGGAUGUUGACUUGGGAGGUCUUGCUGAGAUUAUAAUUUCGCAAAACUACGUUGGCAGUGUAGUGAAACAAUGCUUGGACAACGGACAGGAGGAUGAUGAUGAUGAAGAUGAUGGCAGUGACGGAGUAUUUGGAAUUACUACCAUUAUCAAUAUAACAAAAAGAAAAGAAGAAAAAUGUAUUCAACAAAUUAGAACUUUAUUGACAACUUUAGCAGAGGAAAAUGCAAAUGACAGAACAAAAGCACUUAUCAAAAAGAUCUUGUCUGAAGAUGCCUCACAAGUUGGUCUUGUUAUAAAUGAAAGGAUCCUCAACAUUCCAGCAGCAAUCAGUGUGCCACUAUUCUCGUCACUACAGUCGGAACUUGAGAAAGCAGUUAAAAAGAACAUGCCAUACACAUUCCAGUACCUGAUCUGGAUAAGCAAAACUUACAAUACUGGCGUUGAAGCCUCAGAGGUUCUGUUCGCGAACCAAGAGGAGAAACCGAUAGCCGAUGAAGCGCUGGGCAGUUUUGACGUGGACGUGACGGAGCAGGCAGACCUUUCGCAAUGGGACUACGAGGGAGGCGCUCUCACGCCUUGUAGGAAGGUACUAAUAUUCGAAGGUUCCAAAUUCAACAACCUAGUUAGACUUAUAAAAGAAGAGGUGGAGUCCGUCUGAGCCGCUUUUGUAUCGCCGCCGAUGACAUAUUUAUGCCAUUCAAUACAUUGUAUUUAUAUUUUUACUAUUACUACUAAAUAUAAGCUUUACACAUAA